This is a messenger RNA of Betta splendens (Siamese fighting fish), 2846 nucleotides long. It is a transcript of the gene nsun2, whose product is annotated as NOP2/Sun RNA methyltransferase 2. Gene Ontology annotation, biological process: tRNA methylation. Gene Ontology annotation, molecular function: tRNA (cytidine-N5)-methyltransferase activity; tRNA binding. The record is from RefSeq and is a predicted model, not a curated record. NCBI's taxonomy places the organism in Eukaryota, Metazoa, Chordata, Actinopteri, Anabantiformes, Osphronemidae. The transcript has 20 exons. Gene Ontology annotation, cellular component: nucleus; cytoplasm. Bases 175 to 2490 code for a protein of 771 amino acids.
CCCCGACGGGUCCUGAUUCACGUGCGUCAGAGGCAACACGUUUCGAGGAUACACAGCGCUUUACUCAGACGCGCAGAGGAGUUCUGCUUUAUCCGAGUUGUGCAUUUUUGUAAUUUGCCUGUGUCCACAACGUUGUUCCGCAGACUUUUCUCCCGGGUCGUCUGCUAUUCCGGCAUGGGGAAGCGAAGCAGGCAGAGGCAGAAAGACCAGACUGCUGGGAGGGACAGCAGAGACAACGCUGGCUGGGGAGCUGGCUAUGCUGAUAUUGUAAAGGAGAAUAAGCUGUUCGAGGACUACUACAAGGAGCAAGGCCUGGUGCCUGAGGGGGAGUUCGAACAGUUUAUGGAUGCAAUGAGGGAGCCACUGCCGGCAACCAUCCGCAUCACUGGAUACAAGAGCCAUGCCAAGGAGAUCCUACACUGUCUAAAGGAAAAAUACUUCAAAGAUAUUCAGGAGCUGGAGAUUGACGGCCAGAAGAUUGAGGCUCCUCAGGCUCUGACCUGGUAUCCAGAUGAGCAGGCCUGGCACACUAACAUGAGUAGGAAGAUAAUUAGGAAGUCUCCCCUGCUUGAAAAGUUCCACCAGUUCCUAGUUAGCGAGACUGAGUCUGGUAACAUCAGCCGACAGGAAGCCGUCAGCAUGAUCCCUCCGCUUCUCUUAAAGAUUGAGCCCCACCAUAAGAUCUUGGACAUGUGUGCUGCUCCAGGGUCCAAAACAGCCCAACUGAUUGAAAUGCUACACUCUGACAUGGAUGUUCCUUUUCCAGAGGGCUUUGUGAUUGCUAACGACGUGGACAACAAGCGUUGCUACCUGCUCGUUCACCAGGCGAAGCGCCUUAACAGCCCCUGCAUUAUGGUGGUCAACCACGAUGCCUCCUGCAUCCCCACGUUGCAGGUCGAGUCCAACGGCAAGAAGGACAUCCUGUUUUAUGACCGAAUCCUGUGUGACGUGCCCUGCAGCGGGGACGGCACCAUGAGGAAGAACAUAGACGUAUGGAAGAAAUGGACGACCAGCAACAGCCUGCACCUCCAUGGGCUCCAGCUGAGGAUAGCAGUGCGAGGGGUUGAACAGCUGGCAGUGGGAGGGAGGAUGGUCUACUCCACCUGUUCACUCAACCCAAUAGAGGACGAGGCUGUCAUUGCAGCACUGCUGGAGAAGAGCGAAGGAGCCCUGGAGCUGGCCGACAGUUCAGCUGACCUGCCAGGGCUGAAGUGGAUGCCCGGCGUCACUUCCUGGAAGCUGAUGACCAAAGAGGGCCAGUGGUACUCGGACUGGUCCGAGGUUCCAAGGAGCCGCCACACGCAGAUCCGCCCCACCAUGUUCCCACCUAAAGACCCAGAGAAACUAGCUAGUCUGCAUCUGGAGAUGUGUAUGAGGAUUCUGCCACAUCACCAGAAUACCGGCGGCUUUUUUGUGGCUGUGUUGGUGAAGAAAGCCCCAAUGCCCUGGAACAAGAGAUAUCCUAAGCUGAGGAAGGAAACCUCCUCCAGCGCAGCACCACAGUCCAGCUCCACGGUGGCCUCGACCCCCACACACCCUGCCAGCAACCCAGAAGCUGCCGUGGAGGAGCCGAAGGGAGGAGACCCAGCAGAUGAAGUAGACGAGGAAGCAGCUGAGGAAGCACCCAAAGGAGCCGCCUUGGCUCAGGAGGCUGCUGCUGCUGCACCAGAGGGGGUGUGUGGGCCUCCUCCUUUUAAGAAGAUGAGGCUGUUUGGUUACAAAGAAGACCCCUUUGUGUUUCUAACCGCAGACGACCCCGUGUUUACAACCAUACAAUCCUUUUAUGAUCUGACCCCUGACUUCCCCAAGCUUAACGUUCUGACCCGGACCCACGAGGGCAAGAAAAGACACUUGUACAUGGUGUCCAAAGAGCUCCGCAAUGUGCUGCUUAAUAACAGCGAACGCAUGAAGGUCAUUAACACGGGCGUGAAGGUGUGGUCACGCAACAAUGACGGGGAUGAGUUUGGCUGCGCUUUCAGGCUGGCUCAGGAGGGUAUCUACACUCUUCAGCCAUAUAUUCGCUCCAGGAUUAUCAGUGUGAGUGUGGAGGACAUCAAAGUACUGCUGACCCAGGAGAACCCCUUCCUCAGUAAACUAGAGGAAGACUCACACGCUCAGGCCAAGAAACUGGGAAUGGGUAGCAUCGUGUUGAAGUACAUUCCCAACCCCAAUAACCCCGCAGAGCCUCAGUGUCCCAUCCAGCUGUGCGGCUGGAGGGGGAAGACGUCCAUCCGAGCCUUCGUGCCUCGCAACGAGCGGUUCCAUUACCUCAGAAUGCUGGGCGUGGAGGUCUUCAGAGACAAACAGGGCCUGGGGCAGAAACGGGGGGACGGAGAAAAGGAGGGAAGGGAAGCAGAGGAGCAGAUGGAAAAGGAUACGGAGGACGACGGGCCAGCGGAGAAUGCAGGAGAGCGAGACUUGGAGAAUGGCGACGAGAACGGGUCGUCAGAACCAAAGAUGGACACUGGUAAAGAGGGGACUAGCAGCUGAGAGGAAGAAACGGGAGCACGGACUGACGACCAGCAACGGAGCAGCUCCAAGAGCUGCAGGUCGGGUCGCCUUCAGACCACAUAAUGUGGAGAAGCUUUCUACAGGUUCUGUCUCCAUCACGCUGCCACUGCUGGAGGAGUCGCUCCUAAAAAAGGCUGCCUUUAGGUUGUUUUUUUUAUUUAGUUUUUUAGCUGACACCUGAUGUAGUCGGCUUUUUAUGUUUUAGCAAAUUUACUUCACUGGCCUAGUGGGAUUUACUGAUGUUCAUGUUAACUGCCAUAUCUUUUCUACACCUGUAACUGAAAGGAAAUAGUUCAUAAGUUAAAUGCAUUAAAUGCUGUGUGUCACCAGUCAAA